Messenger RNA from Debaryomyces fabryi, 1332 nucleotides. RefSeq lists its product as uncharacterized. The record is from RefSeq and is a predicted model, not a curated record. Lineage: Eukaryota; Fungi; Ascomycota; Pichiomycetes; Serinales; Debaryomycetaceae. Bases 1 to 1332 code for a protein of 443 amino acids. The transcript has a single exon. Gene Ontology annotation, molecular function: oxidoreductase activity, acting on the CH-CH group of donors; flavin adenine dinucleotide binding.
AUGUCAGUUAAGGACGAUAUUCCAGCUAUAUUUUUGGACAAGUUGUCCCCCAGAGGGUUAGAAACGAUCCAAAGAUGUAAGGACUUUGUGGAUGAUUAUUGUCUUCCAGGGGAUAAGUUGCACGCUCAACAGAUGUCUAAUGACCCAGCUACGAGAUGGAAGGUUAUUCCGGAGAUUACGGAGAAACUUAAGAAGAAGGCUAGGGAAUUGGGUCUUUGGAACAUGUUCUUGUCUAAACAUUAUCCCGAGGGUCCUGGCUUUACGAAUUUAGAGUAUGGGUUGAUGGCACAAUACUUGGGACGAUCAUUUGUCGCCCCAGAGGCCACUAAUACUAAUGCGCCAGACACGGGGAAUAUGGAGUUGUUUGCAAGAUAUGGAACACCAUAUCAGAAGGAAAAAUGGUUGAAGAGGUUGUUAGAUGGGGAAAUUAGAUCAGCAUUCUUGAUGACAGAAAAAGGGACAUCUUCAUCGAAUGCGUUGAAUAUUUCUUGCACGGCCAAGUUGAAUUCAAAUGGUAAUUACGUUAUCAACGGUGUAAAGUGGUUUGCUUCUGGCGCAGGUGACCCUAGAACAGCUGUGUGGUUAGUGAUGUGUAAAACUAGCGAUAGCACUAAAGAUUUGUACCACAAUCAUUCUGUGUUGGUAUUGGAUGCUAAAAAGGCAAUUGAUUCAGGCAAGGCCAAUGUGAUUCGUCCAUUGACGGUAUUUGGAUACGAUGAUGCACCUCAUGGUCACUGUGAAAUUGAAUUCAAUGACUAUGAAAUUCCAAAGGAGGACAUGAAAAACAUCUUGCUUGCGUCUGAAGGUAAAGGAUUUGAAUUAAUACAAUCACGUUUAGGUCCUGGUAGAAUUCACCAUUGUAUGAGAUUAAUUGGGGUUGGGGAGUAUGCAUUACUUGCAGUUGCCCAUAGAGCUAAUAACAGGAUGAUUUUUGGAAAACCAAUGAACCAAAGAGAAACAUUUAUUACUGCUUAUGCUCAACACAAGAUUGAUAUACAAAAAUGCAGACUUUUGAUUUUGAAUGCUGCCCAUAAGAUUGACAUUCUGAAUCCAAAGAAUGCUCAACAAGAAAUCGCGAUGGCUAAAAUUGAAACACCAAGAACUAUUUUGAAAAUCUUGGACUGGGGCAUUCAAAUGUUUGGUGCUGAAGGGGUAUCACAGGAUACUGAAUUGGCCAGAUUAUACGCAAUUUCAAGAACAUUGAGAAUUGCUGAUGGUCCUGAUGAAGCCCAUUUAAACCAAUUAGCAAGACAGGAGGCCAAGAAGUUUAAAUUUGCAGAUGAAUUUUUUGCCAAAUUUGAUCAAAACUAUAAGAAUUUGUCGAAGUUAUAA